UCCCGGUGUCUGCUGUUACUGAUGAUUGACAUGCGUUACACAGCUCGUUGCUAAACUUAGCCCAUUUGCAAAAUGAAAUGUCCGUUUUUGCUAUUUAAAAAAAGAUAACAAGAUGUCUUCAGUAUACAGAUUCCUUGGCUCAGCGCUAAGGCAGUUGUCAGAGUUGUCACUGGUAACUCAAGGGAUUUGUUUAAAUCGAAGGUGCGCUCUCCCCUUUUGUUCACAUCUAAGCUCUCAAGCAGGAGAUGAAGAAAGUGGGGAGACUGCUUCUUUCGAUAGAAAAGCUCCAGUUAGGAAUAAAGCAAAUGGACACGGUCAAAAGAGUGUGAAGGAUAAUUGGAGACGCUAUAAAAUUGUAAAAUUACACAAACGGACUUUGAAUGCUGAAGAAAGAGAACAAGACUAUUUGCUGAAAGAGCAAAUGUCUCAAUUACCAAGGGAUGAAUUAUUUGGAACAAUGAAGAGAAAAGAAACAGACUCAGACCAACGUGAAAAAUAUAAUCAGAUGAAUUUGUUCUCUGCUGACAACGAAUCAAAACCUGAUUUUGGCAAAACAUCUAGCAAGACUAUGUUUGAUAGGAGUUCAGUAGAAUGCAGGUCCAAAGGUAACUCAAACAAAAGAUUUGACCAACAGGACAAACAGAGUGAUGACGUUACUAAGACUGGUAAAUCUAAGCAGUGGACAGAAAACUUUGGAACCUUGAGGAGUGAACAUGUUGACAGGUGGAUGGACGGCAGUGAGGAUUUGACAAAACGAAGUGAUGAUGAUGAUCAAAAGGAUUAUUAUUCCUCUGAUGAUGAAGAUGACAAACCUUUCCGCAGAUUGUCUUCUCAGGGUAAACAUUCGGCAGAAUGGUACGGUCGACAGAUGAGACAUUUUGCAGAUGAAGGAAAGAUCAAGGAGGCUAUUGAUGUACUGGAUGUGUGGAUGUUGAAGAAUGACCGGGUCAAACCCAACUACUACGUUUUUUCCAUCCUUAUCAGUAUUCUGGGCAAAGCAGGGUACACCAAGAAAGCUUUUAAGGUGUUUAACCAGAUGAAAAAAAUGGGUGUCAAGCCCAAACCGAACACAUAUACAGCUCUGUUCAACGCUUGCUCAAACUCACCCUGGCCUCAAGAUGGUUUGCAGAGAGCGCAGAAUUUGGAAAACCUGAUGAAGGAGAAGAGACACCAGCCGAAUAUUAUCACCUACAGAGCCAUGAUCAAAGCGUAUGGGGUUUGUGGUGAUGUACAGGCUGCCUUCAGGGUCCUUGAUGAGGCUUCUGUCCACUGCCAGCCUGACCUCAAGUGCUUUAGUUUUCUGCUGAUGGCCUGCUGUUCUGACAGAGAGGCUGGAUUUAGACACGCGAUUCUGGUUUGGAGGUUGAUGCACCAGUAUCAUCUUUUGCCAACUCUUUACCAAUACAAUCUCUUGCUGCGUGUUAUAAGGGAUUGUGGGAUUGGAGAUCUAAAUAUGGCUGCCCCACUGAUAUUUGGAAGAGAAGUAGCAGAGGGACAAUCUUCAGGAAACUCACAAACCACUCUCAGAAUAGAGAAUGGAGAAUCAGAUAACACAGAUACUUCACAUAUCUGUCAGGAUGACUUCAUGUCUGUAUCUCCAGACAUGUCAAAAGAUAUCACAAAUGAGAGGAUGGUGAUAGAUUUUAACGCAGUUAAAAAUGGAGGAUCAGAUGGAUUCGUUGAGCUGAAUACAGGCAGUAUGGAGUCUCAGUUGGCAGAGCUAUCAUCACUUCCAGACCACCCCAGUGUACUAGAAAGUCCAUUAGAGCCAAACUCUUUGAUCAGCGUGGACUUGACACUACUAAAAUCAGCCCAGGGACGACUGGCAUUGUCAGGAGGAAUGCUGGGAAUUUUGAGCAAUAUGGCGGCUGAUGGUGUCACUCCAGACAUCAAGACAUUAUCUCAGCUGGUCAGUGCAAUCCCAUCCAAUGUGCAGGCAGAGAAAGAGCUUAUUCAUGUACUGGAGUCCCAGAAUAUACAGCCAGAUGUGGACUUCUUUAACAUGCUGAUCAGAAAGAGGAAUCUGAGAAAAGAUUAUGACAGGGCAAGGGAUCUGCUGCGAGUGAUUGGUGAGUACAAGCUGUUACCUAACAUGAUGACGUUCGGCUGUUUGGCCAUGGGUUGUCGGAAGAGGGUGGAUGGUCUACAGCUGCUUAAGGAUAUAGAGUCAUGUGGGCUUUCUCCAAAUCGAGAGAUUUUCACCAUUCUGAUCUACAACAGUGCACAUGAGUUUUAUUACAAACUCGAUCUGCUUCGUGAACUGGAAAAGAGAGAUAUGGAGCCUUCAGAAAAAAUGUUGUCCUACAUUGAACUGCAAGUUCAGACGGCCAAGAAGUCCAUAGUUCAACAGGAAUCUGGACAGCAGGUAAAUGAGUAUUAUGCGUCAAAUUACUUCCUUGACGGUUACAAGGCAUUCAUGAAAUUCUAUGGGCCAUGGUUGAAGAGGACUCCCAUGGCGCAGAAAGAACACCCAUGGGCAAAGUUUCGACACCCCAAGGACCCACCCAAGGGGCAGUCUGAAGAUCACGAGGAAGAUAACAAUGACUUUGUAUGGAAUACCUGAAAGUGUUCAGUUAAAAGUAGAAAUGGGAUACCAUAGUACUCCAUGCACUUGAAAUAAACCUGAAAGUAUUUUUUUUUCUUUCC
Messenger RNA from Liolophura sinensis, 2646 nucleotides. Its product is annotated as pentatricopeptide repeat-containing protein 1, mitochondrial-like. Gene Ontology annotation, molecular function: protein binding; tRNA binding. Gene Ontology annotation, biological process: tRNA 3'-end processing. Gene Ontology annotation, cellular component: mitochondrial matrix. The transcript has 11 exons. Lineage: Eukaryota; Metazoa; Mollusca; Polyplacophora; Chitonida; Chitonidae. Bases 113 to 2563 code for a protein of 816 amino acids. The record is from RefSeq and is a predicted model, not a curated record.